Molecule: messenger RNA, 1092 nt
Organism: Penicillium vulpinum
Lineage: Eukaryota; Fungi; Ascomycota; Eurotiomycetes; Eurotiales; Aspergillaceae
Product: putative cyclin
Exons: 5
Coding region: 1-1092 (363 amino acids)
Biological process (GO): regulation of transcription by RNA polymerase II; positive regulation of DNA-templated transcription, elongation
Cellular component (GO): cyclin/CDK positive transcription elongation factor complex; nucleus
Molecular function (GO): cyclin-dependent protein serine/threonine kinase activator activity
Source: RefSeq, a predicted model, not a curated record
AUGGCACGCAACAUGAGGAGCGAGCCUCCCCAAGGAGGCUCAACGCUGGAACCCAGCCUGUCAACUCCGGCCAUCCACCCGUCUUUUAUACAGGUGGCCAAUCCAUACAUAUUCGAACAGACAAUCGAAAACUGCAUCCAGGUAAUGAGCGUUAACCCCCUUCGCGAAACCUCAUUGCGUCUUCAAGGCGUGGCGUGGAUCGACAGUGUGCGCAGAGCCCUCAACCUUCCCAUCCGCACUUUCGAUACAGCAGAUGCUGCGGCUGCGGCUUUAUUCACAGCCUGCAAGAUUGAAGAUACGCUCAAAAAGUCACGAGAUAUUCUCUGCGCAGCGUACAACUUGAAACUGGCGCCCUCAGAGCACCUAUCGGCUGAUGAUCCUAUGUUUGAAGCAAAUGCGCGUGGUAUCAUCGGUCUCGAGCGACUCAUGUUAGAGGCUUCUGGGUUUGACUUUCGAACCCGGCAUCCCCAGAAGACCCUCAUGAAGCUAGGUCGGCAUUAUGGCUUAUUACAAAACUCCGAAGUCUCCAAUCUUGCAUACCGCAUUUCGUCGGAUCUUUACCGUACAUUUGCACCCAUCAAGCAAAAUUCAUCGACGAUGGCCUUUAGCUGCCUUGAGCUUGCAGGACGACUCUUGGACCAGCGCGUCGAACAAGUGGAGUCCGGGCUAGACUAUGCGCAGUGGAGCACCAGCCGAGCAGAAAUCAUGGAAACUCUCUUCGACCUCCUAGAACUUUACACCCACCACCGCCCACAAACCGCCGUCGGCUUGGAAUUCCCAGCAGACCGGUUCCUAACCGUCCGCAUCCCGCUCAACCAAGAAGCUAGCGAACACCACAUCCCGCGCUACCACCCAUGGAUCAGCCAGCUACACAAACCAUCUAACGGCACUGCCAUCAACAACCAAGAUGUUUCACAACCUGCUCAUCCCUUAACACCAAUUGCCGCGAACGGAGACCGCCAGAGGACAGGCGAGCGAGGCCGCGAUGCCGCCGUGCGAUUCAUGCUCGAUCCUGCAUGCGCGGAUGAGGAGAGGCGACAGGUCGCAGCGUACUUCAAAGUUGAAAUGGAAGAAUAUGAAGUCGAUGGGUAA